AUGAGUACUGAUACUGAGUUCAAGCCAUUGGCAUCACAGAUUGCUGGUCAUACUAAUGAUGAUCCAGGCAGUGAGAAUAUACCAGGUUUCUUGGUGACAGCUGACGGAUUCGUCUUUAAGCCUGUACCAGGAUCAAGAGGAAAGCGUGAACUAGAGUUCUACAAGAACUACAGCACUUAUGAUGAAGACUUUAAGAGAUUCUUGGCAAGAUUCGAUAAAGUAGUUGAUGUAAAGGGUACCACUUACAUGGGUAUUGAGGAUCUUACAUUCCCAUUCCAUCAGACCAAGAUCUGUGUUGCUGAUGUCAAGAUGGGCACGAGGACAUAUGACAAUGACGCGUCAGAGGAGAAGAGAGCCAACCAGAUACUCAAGUCACAAAAGACAACAUCAUCAACUCUUGGCAUUCGUUUCUGUGGAGCCAAGCUCUACCAUCCUGAGACCAAUGAGACUGUGAAGUUGUCAAAGAAGUGGGGAAAGAACUUGACAAAGGACAACAUCAAGACUGAGGGCAUUAUCAAUCUGUUCUCAAGCGGCAGUGGUAAGGUGAAUGUUGAGGCUGUGACCGCCUUCAUUGCCGAGCUCAAGGUGCUCCAGUCUUGGUUCAAGAAGAACACCAAGUACGCCUUCUAUGGCUCUUCAUUGUUGUUUGUCUUUGGCCAUGUUCAUGAGCAGCAUCGCAAGCAUCACAACGUCAUCAUGGUGUCGCCAGAGAUUGGUGUCUCUCUCAAGAUGAUCGACUUUGCCCACGUCGAUCCAUUGGACAAGGGUGCACUUGACGAGAGCUACUUGACCGGUCUGGAGAACCUCAUCAAACUUAUGCAAGAGGUGCUAGAUGAUGCCAAGAAGUAG
Molecule: messenger RNA, 849 nt
Organism: Acytostelium subglobosum LB1
Lineage: Eukaryota; Evosea; Eumycetozoa; Acytosteliales; Acytosteliaceae
Exons: 4
Coding region: 1-849 (282 amino acids)
Biological process (GO): inositol phosphate biosynthetic process
Cellular component (GO): cytoplasm; nucleus
Molecular function (GO): inositol tetrakisphosphate kinase activity; inositol-1,4,5-trisphosphate 3-kinase activity
Source: RefSeq, a predicted model, not a curated record